UAAUAAAGGAGAGAUAAUCACAGGAUUCUCCAAGACAGCACACACAUUCAAGGUAAAAAUAUAUGCAAUCUGAAAUUGAGUACUAACAGCAGAGAGCAUUGAGCUGGUCAAAGAACCACAUCGAACAAAUAGAAAUAUAGAAUAGCAACACUAGAAGAGGCCCACAUACUCAUUAUUGAAAAGUAUAAUUUCACAUUAAUUGUUAUGUGUGUAAUGUUGGGUUGGUCCCCCUAGCAGCAUAAACUUGAUUAUUUUUCAUUUGAUGACUCAUUUUUUUGUCCCUUCCCUUUGUAUAUAUAGACCAAGUCUUUUCCUACACCCUUUCUGACUCUCAAACUCCUCAACAUUCCAAUCUUCCUCUUGAUCAAUCUGCUUGUUUUGAAGGAUGGCUGAGCGAAUUUCAUAUGGCCUUACUCAAAGCAUCAUCAAAAGCUUGGCCUCUGAGGCCUAUCGUGAAUUUCGACAGAUAUAUGGUGUUAAGCAUGAGGUGGAUAGGCUUCGGGAGACAGUUGAAUCCAUCAAAGCUGUGCUUCUUGAUGCUGAGGAGAAGCAAGAACAAAACCAUGCUGUACAAAACUGGAUUAGAAGACUCAAUGAUGUGCUUCAUCCUGCUGAUGACUUGCUAGAUGAAUUUGUUAUUGAAGAUAUGAGACACAAAAUGGAAGUACAGGAAAAGAACAAAGUGUCGCAGGUAUUGCAUUCCUUAUCUCCAAACAGAAUUGUUUUUCGCCGUAAAAUGGCUCACGGAAUUGAAAAAAUACGAAAGAGUUUUAAUGAUGUAGUGGAUGAAAUGACUAAGUUGAAUUUGAGCCAAAAUGUUGUGGUGGUUAGGCAAACUAAAGAAGUCAGGAGAGAAACUAGCUCUUUUGUAUUAGAAUCAGAUAUCAUUGGUAGAGAAAAUAACAAAAAAGAGAUUAUAAAUUUGUUGAGACAACCACAUAGAAACCACAAUGUAUCCUUGAUUGCUAUUGUUGGUAUUGGUGGUUUAGGAAAGACAGCUCUUUCUCAGUUGAUAUAUAAUGAUGAAGAAGUGCAAAGUUUAUUUGAAAAGAAGAUGUGGGUAUGUGUCUCUGAAAACUUUGAUGUCAAAACUAUUUUGAAGAACAUAUUGGAGUCAUUAUCGAAUGGAAAAGUCGAUGAAAACUUAUCAUUAGACAACUUGCAAAGUAACCUCCGCCAAAAUUUAUCUGGAAGAAAGUACUUGUUAGUCCUAGAUGACAUUUGGAACGAGAGUCAUCAUAAAUGGAUUGAAUUGAGAACUUACUUGAUGUGUGGUGCUGAAGAUAGUAAGAUUCUAGUGACGACUCGUAGUAAAACUGUGGCUCAGACAAUGGGUGUAUGUGACCCUUAUGUUUUAAAUGGCUUGACUUCGGAAGAAUCAUGGGGUUUGUUAAAGAACAUCAUUACAUAUGGGAAUGAGGUCGAAAGAGUGAACCAAACUCUUGAAUCAAUUGGUAAGAAGAUAGCAGAAAAAUGCAGUGGAGUUCCAUUAGCUAUUAGAACACUAGGAGGCCUAUUACAAAGUAAAAGUAAAGAGAGUGAAUGGAACAAUGUCUUGCAAGGUGACUUUUGGAGAUUAUGCGAGGACGAAAAUAGCAUCAUGCCUGUUCUAAAACUGAGUUAUCGAAGCUUGUCGCCUCAACAGAGACAAUGUUUUGCAUAUUGCUCUAUAUAUCCUAAGGACUGGGAAAUAGAGAAGGAUGAGUUGAUUCAACUGUGCAUUGCACAAGGUUAUCUCAAUUUUUCACCUGAAAUUAAGGUCAUGGAAGAUUUUGGUAACCAAUUCGUGAAGGUUUUCUUGACAAAAUCAUUUUUCCAAGAUGCAAAAAUGGAUGGAGAUGGGGAUAUAUAUAGUUUCAAAAUGCAUGAUUUAAUGCAUGACCUUGCAAUGCAAGUAGCUGGCAAAGAUUGUUGUUCCUUGGAUGGCGAGGCAAAAGAACUAGUUAGCAGACCCAUGCAUGUAUCCUUGCAACAUAAUGACAUUGAUUUGUUGAGCUCAUUGGAUGCUAGCAGGCUCAGAACUUUGGUUUUAUUGUCCUCGUCUCCCUAUUGGACAGGAUUGGAUGGGGAGGAAUUGUCGGUUAUUUCAAAUUUCAAAUACUUGCGCGUCUUGAAACUGUCAGAUUCUUCUUUAACCAAGCUAUCUGGUUCAAUUGGAAAAUUAAAGCAUUUAAGAUGCCUUAACUUAUAUGAUUGCAGGGCUUCAAUAGAUAUUUUCAAAUCCAUAAGCAAUCUUGUUUUCCUAAAAUCAUUGAAAUUGCGAAUAAGUGAAAUCGCUAUCAAUGAGUUUAACGCGAGCGGUAUUCAUAAUUCAAACUGGCUUUCUUCACUAACAAAUAUUGUUGAAAUCUCUAUCACUUCUUGUGGAACUUUGCGGUUUCUCCCCUCAUUGGAACGUCUCCCAUUCCUUAAGUCACUUCAUAUAAGUUCCCUUAGAUGUCUGACUUACAUACACUAUGAAAAGCCUAUUUUUCCUGAAAAAUUCUUCCCAUCUUUAGAGAGCCUCAGGUUGGAGGAUUGCUCAAGCUUUAUGGGAUGGUGUAUAGGAGGUGUUUUUUACUCUUCACAGUCACGUGAUCUAUCCUUCCAUCCCUUUCCUCUUCUUUCUCAUUUAUCAAUCACAGGAUGUCCAAUGCUGACUUGCAUGCCUGCUUUUCCAAAACUUGACAAGAUUUUGGAGUUAAACUGUAGUAAUAUGAAUGCACUCUAUACAACAUUAGACAAUCAGAGCCUCUCAUUGCCUCCUCUUUCCAAGCUCAAAUCUUUGUGUAUCGGUGGAGAACUAAUUGAUGUCGGUAACAUCCCAGAGAAUUGGAUGCAAAAUCUUACUUCUCUCCAACAUCUUCAAAUUGAAUGUUUUUCAAGUAAACAAUUUCAUGACACUGCUAUUUGGUUUAGUGACGGCUUCAACUGUCUUCCUUCUCUACAAAAAAUCACCUUACAACAUUGUGAUGACCUAAAGACAUUCCCUGAUUGGAUUUGUAGCCUCUCAUCGCUUCAACAUGUGAUCAUAAGGUAUCUCACAUGUUUAGCAUCGGCACCUGAAGGAAUGUCUCAUCUUACCAAAUUACAGACCCUAGAAAUCAUUGCUUGUCCCCUCUUAGUUAAAGAAUGCGCCACACAAACGAGUGCAACUUGGUCCAGAAUUGCUCACAUCCCAAACAUAAUCUUAAGGGAUUUCAUUUAGAAAGAUAAUAUUCUUCUGUCUUGUUUUAUGGUCAUCAAAGAUGCAAAAAGGCCUAUGGAGAGAGAACAUAUACAUCCAUCAAAGAGGAAGUUUCGAAAUGUUUGGAGUUUGUUAGUGCUAUAAAUAUAUCCUCAGGAGUUGAUACCUUUGUCAAUAUCCUCUUUUCAAACUCUUAUGAAGUUGUAUGAUCAAUUGUUGGUGUUACUUGUUUCUGCUAUGCCUGUAUAGCUGGUUUGCAAUUUGAGGAGAAGCUUUGCAA
Molecule: messenger RNA, 3446 nt
Organism: Lathyrus oleraceus (garden pea)
Lineage: Eukaryota; Viridiplantae; Streptophyta; Magnoliopsida; Fabales; Fabaceae
Product: putative disease resistance protein RGA3
Exons: 3
Coding region: 386-3187 (933 amino acids)
Molecular function (GO): ADP binding
Source: RefSeq, a predicted model, not a curated record